Molecule: messenger RNA, 5203 nt
Organism: Amoebophrya sp. A120
Lineage: Eukaryota; Dinophyceae; Syndiniales; Amoebophryaceae
Source: the annotation of a GenBank genome assembly
UAACAAUUUAAAUUCUAGGGCACGAGCGCGUGAGUUGUAGUGGACAAGCGAGAACUCCUCCGAUAUAUUGCCAUAUAUCUGGAGCGUCUCGUGUAGGUAGGGAUGAUGGCGCCAGCCAUGUCAAUGAUGCGGUUAUCCGUGCUUGCCACGACGGUCUCCGGCUUGCGACUCGAGUAUGGCGAGCAGCAGCAGAAUAUCGGUUGUACUACUCAUGUCUACUGCGUCCUCUGGAGAAUAAAUGAAGGCGAAUACUUGUGAUGCGUGUUUCCGAUAAGACAAAAAGCUGUGUUGCGUGAGACUUGCGUAAUGUUUUCCAACAAUCUACCUGACCACGUGUUGAGAUGGAAUUUUUCUCAUGCAGAAUAUAGGUAUUUUUUCAGAGCCAAGUGGCUGCAGAACUUUUAAUGCUACUCACCAGUGCAGAGAUUUUAUUUCCAGAAAACAUCAGACAUGUGUUUCCAACCGAUAGAAAAGCAGAGGUUGAUCUUGAAGAAGAAGGUAUCCCACGAAAAAACUGUUUCACUGUGAUGGUUUCGCAAGAUCUGCAUCACAAGUUUGCUACACAUGACACAGAAAAUUUGCCAUGCGCGUUUCGUAAGGGAAAGACCGCUUAAAAAUCCAUUGUGUUGCAGUUGUAACAAGACAAACACUUUACUGCUUCGUUCUCUGCAUCACAAAUUCACAGUGAGACAGUUUUUUCUUGCGAUAGAAGGCUGCGGAGUUCGACUUCGCCAAGUUCAACGCCGAACACCAGAUGGCGACCAUCGUAUUAAUAUGUUUUUUUUUUCUUUGUUUAAAGGUAGUCUUUCACCGUUGGUAGCAUGACAAACGUGGGUUUCCGUGCCCGCAUGUGCUUGUGCAUGUGGUAAAACAGGUUGGUUACAAGGUCUUCGAAGCAGCUUUGUGAAGAUGCAUCACAUGGUGUGUGGAAAUCGAAGGGAAAUUUUAAUUUUGUAUAUUCAUAGAUUCGACAAAGUUACACAUAAAUCAUUCCCAUCACAGCGUCUGGACCCCACCGAGAAUGAGCACCCCAACCCGUUUUUCGUCAAGUAUGGCGUUCUCAAAUGUUACAUUCUCAACUGUUACAUGGAUUUGUCAUGCAGAAUCACCAUCAGAAUCGACACGAUCACGCUGUUUCACAUGACAGAUCUUUGAAGUGCUAAAUAGCCUUAAAAUCUGUGCGGAAUUUGUAAUGCUAGAGGUGCAACCUCCUCCCUUUGGCUUUUGCUAUUCUUGCAUUACAAAUGCGUGUAGCAGUUGAGAGUGUAAACAGUUGAGAACGCCAUAUCAAGGACUGGUGGCCGCAUCCGGAAAAUCCGGUACGAAAUCGCAAAAAGUCGGGAUUUUACCGCUGUGAUGCAACAUUGUUACUUCCAAAAGAAAGUAGAUUUGUCUGAGCAGUGUGCAUAGGUUGAUUCACAGUUCAUAAUUUUUUGUAACAUUUAUUUUCACAUUUAAGCUUUGGCGUCUUCUGCAACUGCUGUUGUCAAAACCCUAACAUACCUAAAAGAAAGUUGUCGUUUCCUACGUUCCUCCAGAGGUAAAAGAAUUCUUGUGUUUCGUCUUCCAUAUCUGAACAAAAAGACGGAUGAGAACCCGGAGAACGCCGAGACCCAGGAGACCGAGGAGGCGAACGCGGAAGCCGCAAAUGAGGACUCCCUCUCCGUGCAGGCCAAGUACCAGGCGGAAGCUAGUAAUAUGCAUUGCAAAUAUUUCUGGGUCUGGAACGCUGGAACUUGUCAUGCUAAUUCUGGAUAGUGCGUAUGCGUAAAUCUAAAUCUGUGUUGCAUAAUUACCAAAAGCUGUCGGCUUUUGACAAAGCUGAGUGGCAGGCUCUCAUGCAGACGAGGCAUGACAGUGGGCGCACAGAAUCUGUCAUGCUAGGUCAUGCAUGACAGACCUCACGCGUUAUGCAAAACCUGCAUGACAGGCCUUGCAACCUUCCAGACCGAGACAUGUUUGCAUUUGAUAAAUAAAAACGCCGCCGACAAGGACGCUUUGGACAAGGAAAAGAAGAAGAAGGCGGAAGAGGAAGCCAAGAAGGCGGAAGAGGCCGUCAAGGCAGCGGAGGCCGCGAAGAAGAAAGCCGAGGAAACGAAGAAAAGCGCCAUGAAAAUACGAAAGUGAAAAAAAUCUACUGUAUGCUUCAAAAUGGGCUUGUUAUGCAUCGUGUAAGCUGAUUUUGUUUUUGACGACGCCAUUUCCAGCGAGCCUAUGUUCUUGUAGACAUGUUAUUCUUGAAGGUGAGGCGUCCUUCUUUUUUUUUAGGACUCGUUGAUACAGGCUGUCUUCCCUGACAGCAUACAACAAUGAUCCCUCAGCACUUUAUGUGCUGUUUGCUUGUAGAUGAGGCGACAAACCUAAGUAGUGGUUUUCACUUUCACCACCGGCUCUGGAGGAGAACCACAAGGCCAAGAUCGCCGAGCUGAACGGGUUAUCAAAUGAAAAUAUGUCUGGGUCAGGAAAGAUGGGUGGUUUGUCAUGCUUGGCUGGCAGAAUGCUCAUGUCUGUCAUGCGCGUUACCCGAAAGCCAAAGCUUCAUUUUCCUUUCAUGCCGAAGUUCGCUUUAUCAUGCAAAAUACAUAGACAACAUUGCAGUUCCUCCAAAACUUGCCAUGCUUGCUAGUCAAUGCAGGCGUCUCGUCGUUCUCCACCAGCAUCACAAGUUUCUCCGCCCAACCAUAUUUGCAAUGCAUACGGGUUUAAGCAGAAGGAGCUGGCCAAGUGCCGCACCGACUUCGAGGGCGCCAAGAAGCAGUGGCAAUCGGACCGCCAGUGGUUCGUCAACACGCGCAGGGCAGCCGCACACCACUUUCGCUCCGAGGUCAGGAGGGCACCCUGGUAUGUAACAUGAGUUCUUUUAAUGAAGUGCGGUUUAAGUUUAGGCUUCAAUCAGGGUUUAGGUUAUCCACUUUGAAUGAAGUGUGGCUUUUUAGGUUUACGCCUUAGUAGCAAGACGAUGAUGAUUAUAAUGAUGAUCUGUUGACUACUUUUUCCGGCGUCGCAGGUCCUAAAUCGAAAUGCGGGAACCACUUACAAUUCAAUCGAAAAAAUCAGGUUCAAGCGCGUGUUUGUGUACGCCCGCAAACUCGGGGAAUUCCGCCGGAAGCUGCACCAGACGUCCCGGCAGUAUGGGAAUGUUAUUUUCAAACGUUCGACUCUUCUGCUGUUCCAUGAUUUGUGAUGCAUAAUUACUGCCAUCGGUGGCGACGCGACCAAAAAUUACUUCGCUUGACAAGGUAGGUAUUCCCGAAACGCCAAAACAGCAUUGAGAUGCUGGUCCGUUCCAAGUUUUUAAUGCCGGAGCAAUGUGUAUUUCGCUUUUCUAUUUGUGCAUCACACUUUGUCCCAGCUAGCAAUGGAUAAAACGUUUGAGAACUCCAUAUUCGGUUCCGCCCCAAGGUGCAGAACUGGCACAAGGCCAUCCGCGCGUUCCACAAGUGCCGCGCCCAGUUAUCAAAUGCACAUAUGUUUGGGCCUGGAUGAUCACAAGACUUGUCAAAUGCAUGACCUAGCAUGACAGAAUCUGCGAGAGGUCUAUCAUGGCUAAGAAUCCUGCAUGAGAAACUCCCUUCUGGUCAAAAGUGGACAGCUUUUGGCAGCCAUGCAACGCAGAUUUUUUUGUAUGAUUCGGAUUUAGCAUGAGAAGCUCCAGCGCUCCAGAUACCCAGACAUAUUAUUUGCAAUGCAUACCAGCAGCGCCAGUUCGACUGGGCCAUCCGGCAGGCCAAGGCCAAGUACGAGCAGGCCAGGGGGACCCCAGAGACCAACCUGGUCGGGUGCUUCGAGGACAAGCCGGCCCGUGCCAUGAUGGGGAUCCGCGGACGGUUCUCCGUCAAGAAGUGCGCGCGCAAGUGCGGUCGCCGCAACAAGGAGUUUAUGGCCAUCCAGUACGGGCACCAGUGCUUCUGCGGCAACGGCAAGCAGCACGAGCGGUACGGCAAGAAGCCCGAUGGUGACUGCAGCAAGCCCUGCGAAAUGGACCCCAAUGACCGCGUAUCGCGAGAAAGUGAACAAAAACUUUGUCAUGCCUGGACUGGAUUGACAGAAAUAUUUUGGCAUGCUCGACACCCUUGAGGAACGUAUGCGAAAUAGACGAGUCAUAAAAGGUAAAUCAAGCCUUUAUCAAUUGUGUAGUCCAGCAUCACCAUUCUCCCUGUCUUGUGCAAUCCCGCAUGACAAAUUCAACCCUUUCUCUUCUCCAUAUUGCGCGACCGGCAAGAAGUGCGGCGGCGGGUGGAGGAACUCGGUGUACAAGCUGAAGUGAGGGAAACUUUGACUUGCUGUGCACCAACCGUGUACUUCUUACAACGGUUUUAUGCAAAGAGCAAAUUCCCUUUCCCCGCACAAAAACAAGAUCGCGUUGUACAAAAUGCAUGACAAAUAAUUGUUUCGCCAACUUGGAGCGCACUUGUUGUGGUGCUGAGUAGGAUAGGAGGCGAGUUUUGUCAUGCGCAACAACAACAACCUUUCGGUUGUUCGCGCGCGGGAAAUUUGUUACUGCUGAUAGAUUUUUUCUUUUCCAAACCGCGUCAGAGAAGCAGGCGCGGUAGUGGUGACAAAACGACUCGUGCGUGUUGACAACCACGCCUCGAAUUACAAUAAUCUUCUUUGUAAGAGUUUUUAGAAUCCGAUUUUAGAAUCCGAUGAAACAUUAAUUUGCUCCGCUAGAUAAGUUGUGAGACCCGAGAAUUUGUUUCACCUGCCUUUUUCUUUUCCAUCUUAUUAUUUUCUACAUUACUGCUCAUUAUGUUACACUUGGGAUCUGCUAUUUUUGUUUCUAACUGCAACUGUGAUUUAUUCUGAUAUAUCUUUCACCUUGUAUUUUCUAAAACUGCUGCUGCUACAAUCGGCUAUAACAAAGAAUCUGUGGCGGGUGAGAAUUUUCGAGGAACCGCUUGAGGUCUAGUGCGCCAUCGGAUAUAAAACUACUAUUUCGAGAACGGAAGAGGCGGAGGAAAAAUACGAAACUUCACAAUCCACAAUAACGUGUAAAUUUACGACUUUCAAGACUUUUCAAGCUACAAUUUCAAUCAUUCAAAUAGACUUUCAAAUAAGCAAACCAUUUUUUCCAUUUUCAUUAUCGUGUCAGAUUUAAUAGCACCACUUCGAAAUAAAGGAGGUGUGUCUCGUCGUGGUCGUUAGAUGUGGAACAAAAAAGAAGAAGAAGACCACGAAAUCUGGCAGAGUAUAUCAUCAAAGC